UUGUCAGUAGCAAUGAAACUGAAUAUUCCACCAACACCCGAUUACUCUAAUGAUCUAAAUCCGAACCCUCAAUAUGAUAAUCAAGUACAAACUCCUUACUCUUCUGAACCAUACGCACCUGAUCCAUAUUCACAGACGAACCAAUAUUCAGAUCCAUAUGCCCCACAGCCGAAUACAAAUGAUAAUCAGCUUCCUCCACAACAAACACCAUCCUCUAUUUAUGAUGAACAAUUAGUUCAACCACAGCCAGCUCUAGACCCUUAUGCUGUGGAUCCCGUAUCUCAACAACAACAAGAUAAUGAUCAAGAUUCAUCUCAUUCAGAUAAUGAUCAAAAUUCACCUCAGGCAUCACCAGAUUCAGACCCUUAUGAAUUGUAA
Messenger RNA from Trichomonas vaginalis G3, 378 nucleotides. RefSeq lists its product as uncharacterized. Lineage: Eukaryota; Parabasalia; Trichomonadida; Trichomonadidae. The transcript has a single exon. The record is from RefSeq and is a predicted model, not a curated record.